This is a messenger RNA of Plasmodium gallinaceum, 1251 nucleotides long. It is a transcript of the gene PGK, whose product is annotated as phosphoglycerate kinase, putative. Gene Ontology annotation, cellular component: cytosol. The record is from RefSeq and is a predicted model, not a curated record. Gene Ontology annotation, biological process: gluconeogenesis; glycolytic process. Bases 1 to 1251 code for a protein of 416 amino acids. NCBI's taxonomy places the organism in Eukaryota, Apicomplexa, Aconoidasida, Haemosporida, Plasmodiidae. Gene Ontology annotation, molecular function: ADP binding; phosphoglycerate kinase activity; ATP binding. The transcript has a single exon.
AUGUUAGGUAACAAAUUAAGUUUGACUGAUAUAAAAGAUAUAAAAAACAAGAAAGUUUUGGUAAGAGUUGAUUUUAAUGUUCCAAUAGACAAUGGAAUAAUUAAGGAUAAUACAAGAAUUACUGCUACAUUACCAACAAUUAAAUAUUUAAAAAAAGAAGGUGCAUCUAAAAUUAUAUUAAUAUCACAUUGUGGAAGACCUGAUGGUUUAAGAAAUUUAAAGUAUACAUUAAAACCAGUGGCUGAAAAUUUAAAGAGUUUACUAGGUGAAGAGGUAUUAUUUUUGGAUGAAUGUGUAGGAAAAGAAGUAGAAAAACAAAUUAAUGAAGCGAAAGAUAAUUCAAUAAUUUUAUUAGAAAAUUUACGAUUUCAUAUAGAAGAAGAAGGAAAAGGAAUAGAUGAAAAUGGAAAAAAAAUAAAAGCAAAAACAGAAGAUAUAGAAAAAUUUCAAAAUGAUCUUACAAAAUUGGGUGAUAUUUUUAUAAAUGAUGCAUUUGGUACAGCACAUCGUCCACAUAGUAGUAUGGUUGGAAUUAAAUUGAAUGUAAAAGCUUCAGGAUUUUUAAUGAAGAAAGAAUUAGAAUAUUUUAGCAAAGCAUUAGAAAAUCCUCAAAGACCAUUUUUAGCUAUUUUAGGUGGAGCAAAAGUAUCAGAUAAAAUACAAUUAAUUAGAAAUUUAUUAGAUAAAGUUAAUAGAAUGAUAAUUGGUGGUGGCAUGGCAUAUACCUUUAAGCAUGUUUUAAAUAAAAUGAAAAUUGGAAGUUCAUUAUUUGACGAAGAGGGAAGUAAAAUAGUAGAGGAUAUUAUGAAAAAGGCAAAAGAGAAAAAUGUACAAAUUUAUUUACCUGUAGAUUUUAAAAUAGCAGAUAAGUUCUCAAAUGAUGCUAAUACAAAAAUAGUAACAGAAGAAGAAGGAAUAGAAGAUAAUUGGAUGGGAAUGGAUGCAGGAAAUAAAACUAUUCAAAAUUAUAGGGAUGUUAUUUUGACUUCUAAAACUAUUAUAUGGAAUGGACCACAAGGAGUUUUUGAAAUGCCAAAUUUUGCAAAAGGUAGUAUUGAAUGCCUAAAUCUUGUUGUUGAAGCUACCAAGAAUGGAAGUAUUUCUAUCGUUGGAGGGGGUGAUACAGCUUCAUUAGUGGAACAACAAAAAAAAAAAAAUGAAAUUAGCCAUGUAUCUACAGGAGGAGGAGCAUCACUUGAACUUUUAGAAGGAAAACAAUUACCAGGUGUACAAGCAUUAUCCAACAAAUAA